CAUUUGACACAAUUUUGACAGGUCAUAGUCCAACUACUUCCGAAAGUUUUUAAAGUAUAAAACUUUUAAUAUUUAUUUAUAGCUAGUUAACUACAUUAGUGUUGUUUUAUUACAAUUUGAUUUAGUUUCCUACCAAAAUAUGGCUUCCAAAGUAGCAAAAUCUUUGUUAAAAGUGUCCUCACCCAGUUCAACCGUGAAGUUUGAUACAGCUAGAAGAGCACUCAGUGUGAGUGCAGCAUUACAACAGAAGAAGACAUUGCCGGACCGCACCGGCAAGAAUGUGGUGUUGGUGGAUGGAGUCAGGACUCCGUUCCUCGUGUCCUUCACUGAUUAUGCUAAGAUGAUGCCUCAUGAGCUUGCCAGACAUUCACUUCUUGGCUUACUGCAGAAGACUGGGGUAUCCAAGGAUGUGAUUGACUACAUAGUAUAUGGUACUGUCAUCCAAGAAGUGAAGACAUCCAACAUUGGUCGUGAGGCGGCCCUUGCUGCUGGCUUCAGUGAUAGAACACCAGCGCAUACUGUUACUAUGGCUUGUAUAUCUUCUAACCAAGCUAUAACCACAGGUGUUGGCAUGAUAGCUGCGGGUGCGUACGACGUGAUAGUCGCAGGAGGUGUUGAGUUCAUGUCUGAUGUUCCCAUUCGUCAUUCCCGCAAGAUGAGAUCUUUGCUGCUACGUCUCAACCGCGCUAAGACUCCUGCACAGCGACUCUCCUUGAUUGCCUCUAUACGACCGGAUUACUUCGCACCUGAGUUGCCGGCUGUGGCGGAGUUCUCGUCCGGGGAGACGAUGGGGCACAGCGCGGACAGACUAGCGGCCGCAUUCGGCGCCUCGCGCGCUGAACAGGACGAGUACUCGCUGCGAUCCCACACUUUGGCCGCUGAUGCUAGAGAUAAGGGAUACUUUACUGACCUCAUCCCUGUUAAAGUGGAAGGCAAGGAGGGUGUGGUAGAGAAGGACAACGGCAUCCGCGUGUCCUCUCCGGAGCAGCUGCAGAAACUGAAGCCGGCCUUCAUAAAGCCGCACGGCACCGUCACCGCCGCCAACGCCUCAUUCCUCACUGACGGCGCGUCUGCGUGUCUGAUAAUGUCGGAGUCGAAGGCCAAGGAGCUCGGCCUCAAGCCCAAGGCCUACGUACGAGACUUCACUUACGUCGCUCAGGACCCUGUAGACCAGUUAUUGCUGGGACCCGCGUACGGCAUCCCCACCAUCCUGGACAAGGCGGGCCUCAAGCUGAGCGACAUCGACACCUGGGAGAUACACGAGGCCUUCGCGGGUCAAAUUUUAGCUAACUUGAAGGCGCUGGACUCUGACUGGUUUGCUCAGACAUAUCUCGGACGUCAGUCAAAGGUUGGCAACCCCGAUAUGAAGAAGUGGAACGCUUGGGGCGGCUCUCUCUCUAUCGGACAUCCUUUCGCUGCCACUGGAGUGAGGUUGGCGAUGCACACGGCACACCGGCUGGUCCGCGAGGACGGCCAGCUCGGGCUGAUCUCCGCAUGCGCGGCCGGCGGCCAGGGCGUCGCCAUGCUGCUCGAGAGACACCCUGACGCUAAAGCUGAGUAGGGGACAAAACUGCUGCUGUACGGCUAACGAGACAAUAGUUGUCACAUAAUAUACAAGUGUAGUCUAUAAGAGACUACAAGUGUAGUCUGGAGACUACAAGUGUUGUCUAAAUACUACAAGUGUUGUCUAGAGACUACAAGUGUUGUCUAGAGACUACAAGUGUUGUCUAGAGAUUACAAGUGUUGUCUAGAGAUUACAAGUGUUGUCUAGAGGCUACAAGUGUAGUUAUGUGACUAGAAGUAUCGCCUAGUGACUCCAACUGUUGUCUUGUUACCCUUAAAGAAUGUAUAACUUCUUAACUUCUAGAUAGCCGAUCAUCUCUCUGUGGCAGGGUAGGGACACUACAAUACUCUGUUAACUUACUACUUGAUUGUACUGAAAUUACUGUAAGUUAUUGUAUUUAUAUGGUUUUUUUGUAUAAAUCUAACAUUGGUAUAUACCAAUUGACAUAUGUCAAAGG
Papilio polytes (common Mormon) is the source of this 2021-nucleotide messenger RNA. RefSeq names its product trifunctional enzyme subunit beta, mitochondrial (gene Mtpbeta). Gene Ontology annotation, biological process: fatty acid beta-oxidation. Gene Ontology annotation, molecular function: acyltransferase activity, transferring groups other than amino-acyl groups. Lineage: Eukaryota; Metazoa; Arthropoda; Insecta; Lepidoptera; Papilionidae. The coding region runs from base 140 to 1561 and encodes 473 amino acids. The transcript is spliced from 11 exons. The record is from RefSeq and is a predicted model, not a curated record.